This is a messenger RNA of Lactuca saligna, 528 nucleotides long. Lineage: Eukaryota; Viridiplantae; Streptophyta; Magnoliopsida; Asterales; Asteraceae. The record is from the annotation of a GenBank genome assembly.
AUGAUCAAAAUCCUUGAAGUUGGGCUCCCAGAUGAAACGGGUUUAGGACACAAUUUCGGUGUGAUGAAGGAGAUUUCCAUUUGCAUCGGUGAGGGUUACGCCAAUCGCACGCUCAAUUCUGAUACCAUCGAUGAGAUCUUUGAUCUCCAAAACUCUAAUCAGUUUAGUGAAUGUAGCCAAAACCCUGAUGGAUUUUAUAGACAAACUUGCAUGGGUUUUCAGAGAAAUUUAAGUGGCGCUUAUGGGCAGAGCUAUUCCAUGGGUGAUUAUGGUUUCCAUCGUGACAGCCAGUAUAACAUCAAUGGGUCUUAUAAUCAGAAGACUAGUGUAGCGAGUUUUCAAAUCUCAAAGAGGUGUUAUAGUGGCAUAGUAAAUUCUCAAGUACCAUGUUACUCUCAACCUAAUGAGAAGUCGGAUAAAGCUGGUGAGCAAAAGGGAUUACUUGAGGAGCUUAAUGCUAUAUGCAUGGAUCAGAAAUUAAAAGAAGUUGUGGAGUUUUUGGGUUUAGCUGAACAAAGUAUCAGUUGA